UGUCAAAGUCUUUCACGUCACGUUUCACGAGGGGAAAGGAAAUCGUGGGAACUUGCGAAUAUUCUAGAAUAUCACGGAACCAUAUUUCUGUUCAAUUCUGUUUCAUGUUUUUGCCUUUAAACUUGUAGAAGCGCUUUGAAACUAAUCUAUUGUAUAUCUGCAAAUCAGCCAAUUUCGUUCUGUUAGGAGUUUAAUUUAUAAUUUUUGUAUUCAUUGGGUGCUUUCUUUUUGAUAGAUAUCGAUCAUUUGAUAGCCUAGAAAACCAUGGUGAAGGAAACGAAAUUUUAUGAUAUCCUAGGCGUUAAGCCAGGAUGUUCUCAAGACGACUUGAAAAAGGCAUAUCGAAAACUGGCAUUAAAAUAUCAUCCGGAUAAAAAUCCUAGUGAAGGUGAAAGGUUUAAGCAGAUAUCGCAGGCUUAUGAAGUAUUAUCAGAUCCUGAAAAGAAAGCUAUCUAUGAUCAGGGUGGUGAACAGGCACUUAAAGAAGGUGGAGUUAGUGGUGGAUUCUCAAGUCCAAUGGACUUGUUUGACAUGUUCUUUGGAGGAGGUUUUGGAGGUGGCAGGGGAAGGAGAAGAGAGAGAAAGAGUAAGGAUGUAGUACAUCAGUUAACAGUGUCACUAGAAGACUUAUAUAAAGGCACUGUGCGAAAAUUAGCUCUGCAGAAAAAUGUGAUCUGUGACAAAUGUGAAGGACGAGGAGGUAAGAAAGGUGCUGUGGAACAGUGUCCAACAUGUCGAGGUAGUGGAAUGCAAGUUCAAGUGCAACAGUUAAGGCCUGGUAUUCUUCAGCAAAUUCAGACUGUAUGCCCAGAAUGCAGAGGCCAGGGCGAAAGAAUUAAUCCAAAGGAUAGAUGUAAACAAUGUCAAGGCAAGAAAGUUAUACGCGAUAGGAAAAUUUUAGAAGUUCAUAUUGAUAAGGGAAUGACCGAUGGUCAAAAAAUUGUAUUUAAUGGUGAAGGUGAUCAAGAACCAGAAUUGGAACCUGGCGAUAUCAUCAUUGUCUUAGACGAAAAAGAACAUCCAGUUUUUAAGAGAAACGGUAAUGACUUAAUUCUAAGAUUCGAAAUCCAAUUGGUCGAGGCUCUCUGCGGUUUCCAGAAAGUUAUUAGGACUUUGGAUGGUAGAGAUUUAGUGAUUACGCAACUUCCGGGCGAAAUAAUUAAACAUGGCGACGUAAAAUGCAUUCAGAAUGAAGGUAUGCCAAGAUAUAAGAAUCCAUUUGAAAAAGGCCGUUUGAUCGUGCAAUUCUGGGUCAUCUUCCCCAAAACCAUUGCGCCUGAAUUAAUCCCUCAAUUAGAGAAUUGCCUGCCUCCCCGCGAAGAAAUAAUGGUUCCCGAUAACGCAGAAGAGUGCAUCUUAGAAGAUUUCGAUCCGGAACAGGAAGCAAGGAGAAGACAUCACAAGAACGCGUACGAUGAAGACGAAGAAAUGCAAGGCCAUGGCCAGAGGCUCCAAUGUGCAACCAAUUAGGAAUACAUUUAAUUCGGGCAGUUUAAACUAUUUAGAUAGAAAGGCACUGUAUUUAAUAUUAAAGGAAGCUAUUCAGUGUGUAGAGUAAUAAAAUCAUUUUGUUUCGAAGUAGUGGCAACAUAAUCAUGCUUGUCAACUAUACUUUUGCAUCAAACUGACUAAAGCUUGAUUUUCAUGCAUCCGUUGUCCGACGAUACGUUGAUACGAUAUUAAUUUUAUUGGUUGAAUUUAAAGACUUCAUUGGUUAGAAACGGUUAACCAAUCGAAGUCUUUAAAUUCAACCAAUAAAAUUAAUAUCGUAUCAUCGUAUCGUCGGACAACGGAUGCAUGAAAAUCAAGCUUAAACCUUAAUGGUAUUAGUUGCUGCCCUUAUUUAUAAUAAAAUAAAUUUAGUCAAAUAAAUUAUGCAAUUACUUGGGUAACUGACAUAAAAGUGAUCUUUUGCGUUUGCGCCUCUUAUCAUUUCUAAUAUAUUAAUUACGGAAUUAUCGAUUGGGUGGAAAUUUUCUGUUAAAAAUAAUUGAGAAUCUUGGAUUGAAAAAAAUUGCCUAGUCAUGGUUUUAUUGAUUUAUAUGUAUAUUUGCUGAUACCAGUUUUACAUGAAAAGUUUAGGGUUUUUUAAUUAUAUUAUUAUAAAAGGCGCAAUUGCUCACGAUAUACAUAUUCAUUUUAUGAUUAUUGUAAUAUGGAUUAAUUUUACAUAAUUUCAUAAUAAAGUUUAUGAUCCACAA
Sitophilus oryzae (rice weevil) is the source of this 2201-nucleotide messenger RNA. RefSeq names its product dnaJ homolog subfamily A member 1 (gene Droj2). The record is from RefSeq and is a predicted model, not a curated record. Lineage: Eukaryota; Metazoa; Arthropoda; Insecta; Coleoptera; Curculionidae. Gene Ontology annotation, molecular function: Hsp70 protein binding; ATP binding. The transcript has 6 exons. Bases 265 to 1470 code for a protein of 401 amino acids. Gene Ontology annotation, biological process: response to heat; protein refolding. Gene Ontology annotation, cellular component: cytosol; cytoplasm.